Messenger RNA from Chionomys nivalis (European snow vole), 1928 nucleotides. It is a transcript of the gene Slc6a20, whose product is annotated as solute carrier family 6 member 20. Gene Ontology annotation, cellular component: plasma membrane. Gene Ontology annotation, molecular function: L-proline transmembrane transporter activity. Bases 116 to 1876 code for a protein of 586 amino acids. The record is from RefSeq and is a predicted model, not a curated record. Lineage: Eukaryota; Metazoa; Chordata; Mammalia; Rodentia; Cricetidae. The transcript is spliced from 11 exons. Gene Ontology annotation, biological process: sodium ion transmembrane transport.
UUGACUACCAGCACCCUAUUACAUUUCUUGGCGUCUCUCACCUAUGAUGUGAGAAGACCCCUCCGUAGAGUCACAUAGCUGACUCAAAAUUGCGGAGAAGGACUUGAAAGUGUCCAUGACUGUUCCGGCACUCAAGGGAAGGAACCUUUCAACCAGGACUAGCAAGGUGAAGAAGCUCAGGAAUGGAGGAAGAAAAGUAGGACUUCCGACAGUGCAAGGGAGUUUCCUGGUCCCCUACAUCAUCAUGUUCAUCGUGGAGGGGAUGCCACUCUUGUACCUGGAGCUGGCUGUGGGGCAGCGCAUGCGGCAGGGCAGCAUCGGUGCCUGGAGGACCAUCAGCCCCUACCUCAGUGGUGUCGGCAUUGCUAGCUUGGUGGUCUCCUUCUUGGUUUCUGUGUAUUACAAUGUCAUCAACACCUGGACUGUCUGGUACCUCUUCCACUCCUUCCAGGAUCCCCUGCCGUGGUCUGUCUGCCCACUGAAUGGUAACCGCACAGGCUAUGACGAGGAGUGUGAAAAGGCUUCGUCAACUCAGUACUUCUGGUACAGGAAGACACUCAACAUUUCGCCGUCCAUCCAGGAGAACGGAGGAGUGCAGUGGGAGCCAGCACUGUGCCUCACCCUGGCCUGGUUGAUGGUGUAUCUGUGCAUCCUGAGAGGCACCGAGUCAACUGGCAAGGUGGUCUAUUUCACUUCAUCAAUGCCUUACUUUGUGCUCAUCAUAUAUCUGAUUCAGGGCCUCACACUCCAUGGAGCCACCAAUGGCCUGAUGUACAUGUUCACGCCCAAGAUCGAACAGCUAAUCAACCCCAAGACCUGGAUCAAUGCAGCCACACAGAUCUUCUUCUCACUGGGCUUGGGGAGUGGCGGCCUGAUUGCUUUUGCCAGCUACAGUGAUCCCUCCACCAACUGCCAGAAGCAUGCCAUCAUUGUGUCCGUCGUCACUAGUACCACCGCCAUAUUUGCCAGUAUUGUCACCUUCUCCAUCUAUGGCUUCAAGGCCACCUUCAACUAUGAAAACUGCUUAAACAAGGUGAUUCUGCUGCUGACCAAUUCUUUUGACCUUGAAGAUGGCUUUCUGACAGCCAACAACCUGGAGGAGGUGAAGGACUACCUGGCAUCUACCUACCCAAGCAAGUACAGUGACGUGUUCCCGCACGUUAGAAACUGCAGCUUGGAAUCAGAGCUUAACACAGCUGUCCAGGGCACAGGCCUGGCCUUUAUCGUCUUCACUGAGGCUAUUAAAAACAUGGACGUGCCCCAGCUGUGGUCAGUGCUCUACUUCUUCAUGCUGCUGGUGCUGGGUAUGGGAAGCAUGCUUGGAAACACAGUGGCCAUCCUCACCCCUCUGACGGACAUCAAGGUCAUCUCCAGCUACCUGCCCAGGGAGGCCAUUUCAGGUCUGGUGUGCCUCAUCAACUGUGCCAUUGGUAUGGUGUUCACCAUGGAGUCCGGGAACUACUGGUUUGGCAUAUUCAAUGACUAUGCAGCCACCCUGUCCCUGCUGCUCAUUGUGCUGGUGGAGACCAUAGCUGUGUGCUACAUAUAUGGGCUGAAGAGAUUUGAAAGUGACCUUCAGGCCAUGACCGGCCGCUCCCUCAACUGGUACUGGAAGGCCAUGUGGGCAUUUGUGAGUCCACUACUCAUCAUUGGCCUCUUUAUCUUCUACCUGAGUGACUAUAUCAUCACAGGACCGCUACAGUACCAAGCCUGGGAUGCCACUCAGGGUCACGUGGUUACCAAGAACUACCCCACACAUGCACUCGCUGUCACUGGGCUUCUGGUAGCCUCCUCUACCAUAUGCAUCCCUCUGGUAGCCCUGGGGACUUUCGUCACACGCCACUUCAAGAGCAGAGCAAACUUUCCUAUGGCCUGAAGCGGACCUCUCACGGACUUACUAUGAGCACUAGCUGUUCUACAGCUCCUUC